Molecule: messenger RNA, 1157 nt
Organism: Chenopodium quinoa (quinoa)
Lineage: Eukaryota; Viridiplantae; Streptophyta; Magnoliopsida; Caryophyllales; Amaranthaceae
Exons: 3
Coding region: 456-977 (173 amino acids)
Molecular function (GO): zinc ion binding
Source: RefSeq, a predicted model, not a curated record
CACCACCUCUGCGGAUAACAAAACAUGGUACACCGACGAGGACUCAACCUUCGCGCCUUUAACAGCCAACAAAGAUGCCACGAAAGUAGCCCACGUCACCAAUGAGGAUCCAUCCUAUUCAGGCAAACCCCCUUGUAGCGGAGCUCGCAUUUUCCAUUCACCUUUCACUUAUUCCUUCCCCAUCUCGCCCGGCCCUAAAAUCGUGCGCCUUUACUUCUACACUUCAGCCACCUACGACAAUACCUCCGUUGAUAACUUCUUUCUAACUCUAAAGGCCGACGGAGGCAAUGGUUCCUUCACCCUUUUAGGUAACUAUAGCGCUUAUCUUCACCAGCAAUUCUUCAAGAACUCUUUUCCUGAUCCUGUUAUUGGGAAAGAGUUCCUUGUUAUGGCUACGUCCUCGCGGCUCAAACUUACCUUUUCACCCACAUUGACGGGUUCUUUGGCCUUUGUCAAUGGCAUUGAGAUUGCCGCGGUGCCAGACAACCUCUACGAUUAUUUCAACCCCCAAUCUUCUGAUGAAACAUUGUCUUCCAACAGGUUCAUCCUCGAGCAACAUCAGGGUUGGGAAUGCGCAAGUUCGCUGCAAUAAUUGUGGGAAAAAAACUCUAAUUAAGAUAGUGAGAAAAGGCCCUAAUUUUGGGAUGAAGUUCUAUGGUUGUCCUAUGUGGCCAGACACUCAGUGCGAUUUUUUCAAAUGGGUAAAUGAGCACACUGAUGUUGAAGAGUACCAGUUCAAGUUGUUGGAAAAGGAUACUAUCAUAUGUGAAUUAGAGGUUGAACAAAAUUUCAGAGAUGAAAAAAUAAAGAAAUUGCAGUUGAAGAAAGCUAAGUUGGAGGAAGAAUUGAAAGAAAUGAAGAAAGAAGUCAUUGAAAUGAGGAUUGAGUUAGAGAAAUUGAGUAGGACUGGAAAAACUUUGUUUUUGGCAAUGUUUGUUUCUUUGAUGUUGUUUGUUGUUGUUUUUUUUUUUAAAUAGUUUGACUCAUAACUAGGGGCUGUAAUGGAUGUGUUAUGGAUAAGCUAUAUUGAAUAAUGUAUGGAAUUUGGUUAGUUUUUGUUUACAAUUUGCACACCUGUUUUGACAGCACUUGUAUAAUCUUUGAUGAUAGCAAAUUUUGCAAAAAAUGACAUAAAAAAUAGGCAUAAAAAAUGACAU